AUGCAAGUCUAUGAUGGCAAAGGGAUCUUCCAAGAAAGCAAAGGUGUGGGUGUUCCUCUGUUCAUCAACAAGACAGUGGGGGACUCCAUGGAGCUGCUGUCAGGCUUAGAGAGGGGACAUUUCAAAUCAUUGGAGUGGAAGUAUAGGGUAAAGGAUAUUGUAGAAGUCAACUCAGAAGGUGUAUAUUCACCUGGAUCCCAGUUUGAGGGGAGACUAAAGAUGAACAACAAAAACUUUAGUUUAACGGUCAGAGAACUGCCACUGCAAGACUCAGGGGAUUUUCUAGUUACAGGCGAAGGGGACAAAGGUCAGAUUGGCAGUAAGACCAUCACUCUGAAGGGCCACGAGCCUAUAUCCAAAGUGGUGAUCCAGACAGACAUCACGCUAUUAGCCAACCACUCCUGUACGGUGCGGUUGGUGUGCAACGUGUCCUGCUACUCCAACCUUACAUACACCUGGGAGAGAGACAAUGAGAUGUACGGGGACACCCAGCAGAUUCACUUCUCUCUCUCUCCUGCAGAGAGAGACAUCAGUGUAACGUGCAACGCCUCCAACCUAGUCAGUUGGAAAACUGUCUUUGCGAUAGUAAAGGGUGGUAAUGACAAAACCGCCCCAGAAUAUGUGACAGGGCUGGCAUGGUAUACCAUCUACAUCAGAGUAUCAGUAGGAGGCACUGUGGUGCUGAUCCUCACUGUAGCUGUGGCAGUGUGCUACUGCAGGGGCCGCAGUAACCCAGAUAUGUACUGCUUAGGGCCCUUAACUAUACUUAAAGUUACAUUUCAGCCGCAGACUCUGUAUGACAAGAUCGCAUUUGGACGCCCAGAGCCCCCCACCUCUCCCUACCAGAAAGUACUGUGA
Molecule: messenger RNA, 858 nt
Organism: Coregonus clupeaformis (lake whitefish)
Lineage: Eukaryota; Metazoa; Chordata; Actinopteri; Salmoniformes; Salmonidae
Product: SLAM family member 8-like
Exons: 5
Coding region: 1-858 (285 amino acids)
Source: RefSeq, a predicted model, not a curated record